Molecule: messenger RNA, 3485 nt
Organism: Cephus cinctus (wheat stem sawfly)
Lineage: Eukaryota; Metazoa; Arthropoda; Insecta; Hymenoptera; Cephidae
Exons: 4
Coding region: 20-3262 (1080 amino acids)
Source: RefSeq, a predicted model, not a curated record
ACAUGACGGAAGAUCAGAAAUGGAUGGAAAUAAAAAAUACAAAGAAUGUCCAGUAUUAACCCUCUAUCUAUUGACAAUGAAUAACAAAAGCGAUGUAUCAUCCUGUGAAAUCUACCACUUCCACGCCGUCGACUUCGAUCGACGUGCCGUCGAUUUAGCUAAUUCUCACCCCUGUUUCAUUUCCUCACAUAGGAAUCGCAGUUUCAAACGCAUAUCUGAGAGAUUCGACUUUGAUAAAUGCAGUCCUUACAUUGACAAGAUCAAAACCCUGUUCGUGCCCAGCCUAGAGAAUAGGAUUUACACUGGCCUCGAGGAUUUCGUCUAUAGAGACAAUGCGAGUCGAGAAUCUGAAUUGUCGUAUUUGAAAAAGUGUAUAAAUUUAGCGACCAGUUGGAGCGAUCCACUGGAUGCACUUUGCGAAAAAUACAAGGAUGUUGAUGUCCUGGAAGAGGCUACGAAACAUUUCCUCAAUUAUGGAAUCAAGGAUGGCCUCAUCACUUCCUUCGUCAACUCAAUAGUUCUGAACAACAGGCUGAACAGGGUUUGUCGUGAAUUAGAUUCUCUUCACAUAGAGAAGAAUUUACUGAGCUAUGCAAACGUAUGGAAUUUUAUUACCGAGAAAAAUUACUGGGUCGAUACCGAUUGCGCAACAUCUGCCAGUUCACCCAUUACGGAUGUUCCUGUUAAGGAUCUUGGUAGUGACCUGGAUGUGGAGACUGGGUCUGGUAUGGCUGAUACCAGACAAGAAGAACGGAGAGCUCCUAAGAGAUCAGCCACUUAUGAGCAUUCAAGUAAUUUGAAGCUGGAACACGAGGAUGAGGAUUCACUUAAUUACUUCGAGGUUAAUGAAGAUCUGUUAACGUCUCUAAAGGACGGAUCUAAUAUGUUCAGUGGACUUUCUCGUGACAAGACUUACAGAGGAAGAAGCAGUGUCUGUACAAAAUCCUCAUGCCUGACGUAUAGAACAAAACAUCCAAAGGCUGACUGGAAAAAUGAGAGCUUGAAGUUGCACAUAAUGAAAAUGUAUUCUAAGAAUGGGAAAGGAAUGAGAUUUCGAAAAUCAAAGAAAUCUUCUCGCCUGGCUUUACCCUGUAAAUACGAAGAUCUCCUUUGUCAAAUUAUCAAGGAAGACUUGUCGUUGUCUGUCUUUGAUUUUUCUGUGGCUAGAAAAAAAUUUGAAAAUGGUAUUUAUAACGUCACCUCUUGUCUCAAUAACGUGAUUAGCAGACUGGAUGGUAGCAAUAUCAAAGAGUUUUGCUUGUUUUGUGAAAUUAGGCAGGAUUAUAUCAAAUUCAAGUUGAAACCACGAGGUCCUAAGAAGACCAAUGUCUGUUUGUUUGUCGCUCGAGUGGCUACUUAUAAAGAAUUAUCUAAAAGGACUCGCACCAGGGAUAACAAGAAGAUCAUACCCGUUCAGGAUACGGAGACUGAAGCUACCGAGAUAAGAGAAGAUAUUACUAGGACUGAAGAAAAAACUGAUAACUUGUUGAAAUACGAUCUUUCGGAAGCUGAGCUCGUGGAAUGUGACUCGCACUGUAGAUGUCCUUCAAUGGAUCUCCUAUUGUCUGAGCCUUUGCGAAAGGAUGAAAGGGAGGAUGCGCUCGGGUGUACGGUCAAGGAUGUUUCGUACUUGAAAUCCUUGGACGGAAAUGCGACUAAGAAUCGUUUAAAAUCAAAAUCCGUUCAGACAUUGGUCCCAGAAAUGUCCUCUAAGGGCAUCAACAUUGAUCUGGUACCAAAGGGAUCUGCAAUCUCUUUGGAGUCAAACGUCACUAGGAUCAUAUCAUUUACAGACCCUUCUCCACUCAAGAUCAUUAAAGAUUCCAGGGAUUCUUUAGGAGUAUGCCACCAGGAUAGUAAAUGUAGGCAGGUAAAGAGUCUCGAGUCCUUGGACAAGUCGACAAUACAUGAAGGAUCAUUCGAUAGUUCAAGACAGACAUUAAAAUCUCAUGAAUUUAAUGUUUGCAAUAAAAAUGCGACACAAGCAAAUUCUGAGUCUAAGAAGUCUCAGGUUAGUAUGCGAGUAGAAAUUUGUCAAUCAAAAAUUUCAUUUAUCAAUAAGGAUGUUUCAAAAUCACAUCUAAGUAAAAUUAAUCAUACUAAAAGUAAUGUCUAUAAGUCUCAUGAUAUAAAAAGUAUAAAUGAAAGAGCAUCUAACAGUAAGCCACAAUUAAAAAGUAACAGUACUACGUUUGAAAAAUUCAUAAAAACUUCAAACUUCCGCGACGCUUUCUCAACAAGAUCAAUCGACAAGAUAAAAUAUCUGAUCAGAACGAAACUUUGUCGAAGAUUAUUAGAACGCGACAAGUCUACAAACACCUCAAAGACUUUACUAUCGAAUGAUAAAAAUUACAAAAGUACUUCCAACGGAAGGACCGGUCGAUCAUCUUCUACGAAGGAUCAUUCCAAAUCUCAAAAAUCCUUAUCAACGUCUCGCGAUAAAAGUCGCCACAAUGUUUACUUCAACCAACUGCCAGGUCAUUCGCCACGAUUGUCAGCUGGCAGUGAUCAUCUGACACCUGCCAAUAAAAAAAGUCAAGUAAAGAACCAAUCGAUAAAAAAAUCCAAACGGAUCAAAAAUACGAGAAUUUUUGAAAAUGAUACCGAGAAGAAUUAUUUCAGACAGAUAAGAUACGAUCGUCAAAAUUACUCAAGUCGUUGCAGCUGUUAUUAUGGUCGAGGAUGCAAUUAUGACAGAAACAAUUUUUACAGUUUUACUUGCAAUUCCGAGUCUAGCAAAAAAUUCCCUAGCAUGUAUACGUCAUCGAGACAAGUUCUUUUGCCACAGGAUUCGAAUGAUCCCUGGUAUACUAGGGACGGAUGUCAACUCUUCAAAGGUGACUACCACUAUGGCUACGGGGUGCCAUAUUAUCCACUGAAUUUCUAUUGUGAAGGUUAUAAUAAAGAAAACGCGACUAGUGGAUUUACAAUUGAAAGGAAUGAAACUAAAACGGAUACCGAUUCCUGUCAAGGAACAGAAUAUCGUCCGUACCUUCAAAGCUAUGGAGAAAUACCCGAUUCUGAUUAUUGCCAUCGACUGGAACCUUUCGACGGAUGUUAUAAGAAAUCGAAAAACGUUUGGAAAUACGAGAGUUCAAGCAGCAAACAGGUGUUGGAUAAUUUGGAAACAAAUUUUAAAAUACGACUGUCACAAUACUUAAGGCUGUGCAGGAACGUCAAGUAUUCAUUAUUAAAACGUUAUAAACCUGACGAUAUUUAUGAAGUCAGUAGAACGUCAAUUCCUUGCAUGGACAAACAAUAAAGCAGUCUUAAAAUCCUGUUUUAAUAAUAAAAAAAUAUAUUCCUCUCAAUGUUAAGAAAUUUCUCAACACUAACACCCAAAUUCUAUAUAUUCACCACAAUUCCCAAAUAAUAUUUCCCAUUGAAUGGAUCGUUAUGAUUUAUCAAGAACUGAUAAAAACUGUUAAUAAUUGUAAGUACAAAAUAUUUAGUUAAAUAAAUGGAGCUCGAACGCUCGGUCAAUU